AUGCAGAUCCUCAACCUGCUGCCCUUUUUCGCUCUUCUCGGGGCUGUCUACGCCGAGACACGAGGCGAGUGUCUUGAGCGCGAAGCCGCAGCCUCUAUUGCAUCCGCACCCUACGAGGCAGACAUUGCCAUUUGCUACCACGGCCACAACAGCGCAUACUCCAACGACGGCAACACGAACAAGAGUUCGGACCAGUUCGGCGGCCUGCGUUGGGCAGACUGCCACGGUGUAGGCCUCGACUGCUUCUGGAUGAAGACUUACAACAUCUUCGAAUACUGGGGCGACGCUGGCUCCGACAACCUCGCUUUCGUCAAGAGGAACGACAAGUGCGAAUACAAGCCCGUCGACAAGGCCAUCUGGUGCCACGAAUAUCAUUAA
Messenger RNA from Moesziomyces antarcticus, 378 nucleotides. RefSeq lists its product as uncharacterized. The record is from RefSeq and is a predicted model, not a curated record. NCBI's taxonomy places the organism in Eukaryota, Fungi, Basidiomycota, Ustilaginomycetes, Ustilaginales, Ustilaginaceae. The transcript has a single exon. Bases 1 to 378 code for a protein of 125 amino acids.